Uloborus diversus is the source of this 2200-nucleotide messenger RNA. Its product is annotated as 2-Hydroxyacid oxidase 1-like. The coding region runs from base 196 to 1869 and encodes 557 amino acids. Lineage: Eukaryota; Metazoa; Arthropoda; Arachnida; Araneae; Uloboridae. The record is from RefSeq and is a predicted model, not a curated record. The transcript is spliced from 11 exons. Gene Ontology annotation, molecular function: oxidoreductase activity; FMN binding.
AGAAAGUGAGGAGCCAUUGUGAAACGUCACUGCUGUGACGUGUACCGAAAUAUAAGAACAUAAGUAAAAACAUCUUAGAAUUUUGCUGUCGUUCGGAAACAAGAGCGGCAGUUAGACGCUUUAAAGAACGGCAUUCGUGUAGCAUCGAUAUAGGGAAGGGACAGCCGAAAAGAAACAAAUCCCCAAAUACCAGACAUGAAACUUCGGCUGCUGUUCCUUUUUGUCCUAUCGGCCCUAUCCGUCGUCUACGCAGCACCUGAUGGAGCUGGAAUCGGCGCUGAUGUUGAUGUCGGUGCUGCUGUAGACGUAGGUGCAGACGUUGGUGUUGGUGCUGGAAUAGACGUCGAUGUCCACGGAGACGAUUCUUCCGUUUUCGAAGGACCUGGUGAAUGGGAUGACAACUGUGACUGCAGACUAGGUGACAAUGCAUUUUAUGACGAUAUACUAUACUUAGAAAGAAGAUAUCAAGAUUUCGUUUGCGUGGAGGACUUCAGACAGUAUGCAUACAGACAGGUAGAUGCUGUAAGGUUCAACUUCUUCACAGUUGGUUCCGAGAAUGAGACGACAGCCUUCGACAAUGUAGAUGCGUAUGACAGACUGCGGUUGAGACCAAGAGUUUUGCGAGGAGUUGGUGUACGUGAUACAACAACCCGUAUUCUUGGGGAUGGCAUUUCCUUCCCCUUGGGAAUUUCGCCAAUACCAUUUCUAGAAUAUGCGGAUCCUGACGGAGAAAUUGGUGUGGCUGAAGCGGCUGAAUGUGAAGGUGUCCCGUACAUAGUCAGCGCUCUUGCAAACACAGAUUUAGAGGACGUCGCUGCUAGGGCCCCUCAUGCUAACUUGUGGAUGGAGACUUACAUUUUCAAAGAUCGCAGUAUCACUCAAAGUAUUGUCGAACGUGCUGAGGCCGCAGGUUAUAGAGCAAUUGUUGUCACUAUUAGUUUACCUGUUGCCGGGACACAAGUGAAAUCCGGGCAUGACAGACCUGUUUUGCCAGAUUACCUAAGUGUACCAAACAUUGAAAAUGAUGAAUCAAAUGUUGAGCUUUUCGGUGACGGUGCAUACUUACAUCGACAUCAUAUCCUAGCAGAGAUCGAACUCAUCAAAGGCAGAGGAUACUUCAAGACCCAAAAAGUAAAUCAGAAAUUCGAACGAUAUGAAAAAUGUAUUGGAUCGUUUGGAUUGGAUGAAUACCUAAACUAUCUCAUUGAUCCUGAGCAAAAUUGGGAAGACUUCCGAUGGAUCACCACACUUACUGACUUACCCAUCGUAAUCAGAGGCGUUGUGACAGGUUGCGAUGCUAUUAGAGCUGUCGAGAGUGGUGCUGCAGCAGUUAUGGUUAGCAAUUCUGGAGGAUAUGGCUUGGAUUCAGCUCCUGCAACCAUCGAGGCACUCGCAGAAGUAUCUGAAGCUCUGGAUGUCUAUCCAAAUGUAGAAAUUUUUGUAGAAGGUGGUGUGCGUUGGGGACAUGAUAUCAUCAAAGCUCUUGCUCUCGGUGCUGAUGCAGUUUUCGUUCAGAGGCCAGUUUCCUGGGCCAUGUUGCACAGCGGAAAAUGUGGCGUGCGACGUGUACUUUCUGAACUCAGAAAUCAACUGGAUCGAGAUAUGGCCUUAAUGGGAGUCAAACACGUCGAACAAAUUACUUCAACUAUGGUCGUAAACAGAGAGUAUUACAGACAUCGCUACCACCCUAAUGACGUAGAUUCUCACUCUCUUGCACGAGAAGAUGUCCUUGAAUGUCCUUUCGGAUACGACUACGACGAAGGAUCAGAAGAAUCUUUGGAAGACGUCAACCAACUUAAUGAUCCUAAUCUAGAAAUUGCACAAAUUACGAACGUCAAACUUUCCCGGAAGAAGGGAUUCACUGGAUAAACGCAAUCCAGACAAACUGAUAUAACGUAUCUGAAGAUAAAAAAAUAAUAAAACAAACUCAUUUACAUGAUUUUAAAAAGUAAUGUUGGCUCGAUCAAAUAUUGUCAAUUAACAAAACAUAAUCUCAAUAAACUCAGUGAAAACUGAGUAAUAUUUUUCGUUGUGUCAAACGAUGCAAAGACUGUGAACAAUCAUUUCUGAAAAAUAGAUUCAUUGUAAAAGCGAGUGAUAUGUGUACAACACUAAAGAAUUGUUUUAUGCUGGAAAAGAAAAUUGUGCUUGUAUGAAGAUGGCGCAUUUUUGUUCAACCAAUAAAAUGUUAAUUUGAUUA